Propithecus coquereli (Coquerel's sifaka) is the source of this 754-nucleotide messenger RNA. It is a transcript of the gene WBP4, whose product is annotated as WW domain binding protein 4. Bases 408 to 731 code for a protein of 107 amino acids. Lineage: Eukaryota; Metazoa; Chordata; Mammalia; Primates; Indriidae. The record is from RefSeq and is a predicted model, not a curated record. Gene Ontology annotation, molecular function: zinc ion binding; RNA binding. Gene Ontology annotation, biological process: mRNA splicing, via spliceosome. Gene Ontology annotation, cellular component: precatalytic spliceosome; nucleus. The transcript is spliced from 4 exons.
GAGCCAGCGAGCCUAGAAGGAGAGUGGAGGUUCUGGAGCCCAGGGGAGGAGAGAGAGCGGGAUGGCGUGGGACUUGAGGCUUGAAGUUCCCUACUUCAGCUCAAGUCCCGUCGCGCUUUCGCCCCUUCCCGGUGACCUCAACUCCUUUAUAUCGACCCCACCUCUCAGGAGCCGGGAGUACCGCCCCUGUAGGGGGAGGGGACGAGGAGCCGAUUCCGAACGCGGAUUGGGUCGUCCGGGCACCCGUAGUGGGGAACCGUGGGCCGCUGGUCCGGGGAAGGAGGGCGGUGUCCAGCCUUGGAGGGAGUUCGAGUGGUCCUCGCGGUGGGGCGGGCCUGACUCGCCUCGCUUGGAGAGCGCGAGUCUGAGUUGGACCCCGGACGACGCGCGGAGCCGCUGGCGCAGUCAUGGCGGACUACUGGAAGUCACAACCAAAGAAAUUCUGUGAUUACUGCAAGUGCUGGAUAGCAGACAAUAGGCCUAGUGUUGAAUUUCAUGAAAGAGGAAAGAAUCAUAAGGAAAAUGUGGCAAAAAGGAUCAGUGAGAUUAAACAGAAAAGCCUGGAUAAGGCAAAGGAAGAAGAAAAGGCAUCAAAGGAGUUUGCUGCAAUAGAGGCAGCUGCCCUGAAAGCAUACCAAGAGGAUUUGAAAAGACUUGGCUUAGAGUCAGGUAAAAAAAGCAGCCAGCAUGUUUUAAAAGUAACAUCAGAGGUCAUGCUAAGUAAGCUUUGAUUGUUUCCAUAAAGAGGUUAUAA